Xenopus tropicalis (tropical clawed frog) is the source of this 1058-nucleotide messenger RNA. It is a transcript of the gene tmie, whose product is annotated as transmembrane inner ear. Bases 173 to 643 code for a protein of 156 amino acids. The transcript has 4 exons. The record is from RefSeq and is a predicted model, not a curated record. NCBI's taxonomy places the organism in Eukaryota, Metazoa, Chordata, Amphibia, Anura, Pipidae.
UGGGCUCAGUGGCUGAGGGAGAAGCAGGAGAGGAGACAGGGGAUGGUGCUGGAAGCAUCUAGAUGAAGAGUCAGCGGCCAGUGGGCUAUCAAUCACCUGGCCCUGCCGGUCCUGCCUAGGUGGCCCGAGAGAGGAGGAGGAGGAGGAGGAGAGAGGCAGUUACAGAGAGAAGAUGGCGUGGGACCAGCUCUUAUUAUUAUUGUACAUAAGGACUUUCCUCUUUGUUCUGUCGGUGCCCAUCAGAUGUGCCCAGUGCCAGCUGGUAGAGGCACCUACAGACCCACCUAAGAAGAAGCCGGACCCAGUAACUUCAGAGACUGUUGUCUUCUGGGGUCUUCGACUCUGGCAAGUGAUUGGCGUUUUCUCCAUCUUUGUUUUGGGAGUCAUUAUCACCCUGUGCUGCAUAUUCAAAUGCCGUAUCCCGAGGACCAAGAAGGAAAUCGAGGCCCGACAUGCCCAGCGCCUGGCCGGCAAGGAUUACGCUGACAAGCUGGAGUCAGUUCCACCCCUGAACGAGCUGACGGACAUUCCUGGAGGGUCUUCUGACAGUCUUCCAACUCUCUCUGGCCAAAUCCAGUCUAGAUCCCACAGGUCUUUGCCUGUUCUGAAAGAAGAAGAUGAAAUGACUCUUCAAGGGAACUAGAGACUUGCUACUAUCCCGCUCUUGCUCUUUUUCUCACGCUCUAGAAGACUCUUCUUUUCUUGGGUUCAGUUUUUAUCUGAUGUUUCCAGAUAUUUAUCUCAUGUCCUUAAGUAGAAGACUAUUGGCUGAAGGCACAGUUGGUGGGGAUCUGCACUAACAGGCUUAAUAAAAAAGCAACAUCAAAGUGGGGCCUAGAGUGACAAUUUGACAUUGAGCCGAGUUUGUUUCUACUUCCUACAUCGGCCACCAAUGCGCCUUAGGAAAGGAUAUUGAUUCAUUCUGACUCCAGUUAUGCAACUUGGAACUUGAGAGAACCAAUCCCAGUGUCUCCUUAUUAACUGCAGUUAUGUGGUUGCAGAAGAUACUGAUUAUUCAAGCACCCCCCUCCUUUUUGACAUAGUAAUAAAAAAACUGA